CUAAUGUGAUUUUUUUUUAACUUUCUGAAUUCAGCUGCAGGCAGCUGUUCAAGAACUUGUCUGUGUCUGACUUGCAUGUGAGAACUGAUCUGGUGGAAAGGAAUCUAAAGCCAUCAACAUGGAAUUUGUAAUGAAACAAGCUCUAGGAGGGGCAACCAAAGACAUGGGGAAGAUGCUGGGUGGAGAAGAAGAGAAGGACCCGGACGCUGCCAAGAAGGAAGAAGAACGGCAGGAGGCCCUUAGGCAGCAAGAGGAAGAGAGGAAAGCAAAAUACGCCAAGAUGGAGGCUGAAAGGGAAAACGUGAGACAAGGGAUUCGGGACAAGUAUGGGAUCAAGAAGAAGGAAGAAAGGGAAGCAGAGGCCCAAGCCGCUCUUGAAGCCAACGCUGAAGGAAGCCUGACACGUCCAAAGAAGGCCAUCCCUCCUGGCUGUGGCGAUGAGGACGAGGAAGAGGAAGAAAGCAUUCUAGACACCGUUAUCAAAUACCUGCCUGGACCCCUCCAGGACAUGUUUAAGAAGUAACAUGGCUACAAGACUGCCAUCCUGUCCAUGGACAGUUAAGCAAUGGAUUUCUCCUUAAUAAAAUGGGGGAUUCUACUUGGCACACAUCACGCAACCUCUUCCCCCUCCCCUCCCCGCCACUACAGCCCUGGUCAUUCAUUCAAAUUCACCCCUUCCCCCACCGAUUUCCCAUCCAUUCCUUAUUUUGUACAUACUCACCUUGAGUAGAUGCCUCCAAAUGGAUGUAAAGAUUAACAAGCUGCAGUCUACACAACUUUUUAUUAUUAUAAAGCCAUAGUACUAUGUCUGUUUAAUAAAGGAAGGUAUACGCUAAUCAGACAGAAGGAACGAUAGCAUGCUUGCUUUCAUCUCUCAGUAAGAGGGAGGGGUUUCACCUACAGGGAACAACUGUUAGCUCAUUUUGUUUUUUUCUUAUUCAUUUGGUAAACAUCGAUUAGGCCACCCCCAAAAUCUACAGCAUUAGGAUUUCUCUCCUAUGAGGGCUGAGCUGAAAAUACUCACUGUUUUCAGGAACAUUAUUGGCAAUGUCAAAAAACAAACAAACCACCCUCCUCUUUCCAUGAUGUUUUUGCAAGACCUAUGAAAACGUUUGCCUGUUUGUUUUACAUUGGCCUCUCACAUUGCCCCUCUCAGCUGGGUUUAUUUGAUCCUCAGUGAUGUUAUCACAGAGCCCA
Molecule: messenger RNA, 1197 nt
Organism: Heteronotia binoei (common prickly gecko)
Lineage: Eukaryota; Metazoa; Chordata; Lepidosauria; Squamata; Gekkonidae
Gene: CPLX1
Product: complexin 1
Exons: 3
Coding region: 119-523 (134 amino acids)
Biological process (GO): regulation of neurotransmitter secretion; synaptic vesicle exocytosis; neurotransmitter transport
Cellular component (GO): terminal bouton; SNARE complex
Molecular function (GO): syntaxin binding
Source: RefSeq, a predicted model, not a curated record